This is a messenger RNA of Huiozyma naganishii CBS 8797, 1527 nucleotides long. RefSeq names its product Pbi1p (gene PBI1). Bases 1 to 1527 code for a protein of 508 amino acids. Gene Ontology annotation, molecular function: N-acetyltransferase activity. The transcript has a single exon. Lineage: Eukaryota; Fungi; Ascomycota; Saccharomycetes; Saccharomycetales; Saccharomycetaceae. The record is from RefSeq and is a predicted model, not a curated record.
AUGAGCAGUGUUAGAGCAUUAUCCAGUUUUGAAAAAAAAUUAUUGUUACAGUCUGUAGACGGACUCAAAAACGGUACCACUUUUGGAGCCGAAUACUCUACUUUCAAGGAAGGGUGGUCAGAUGAAGAAGCUACUUUGUUGACUGUAAAGGAUUCCAGAUUAUGUUUGGGUCUACUGACAAAAGCAUUGGAAAACUUGAUAAAAAAGCAUAUUGAACUAUUUUUGACGAUAAACGAACAAUUUGAAUUUGAGGUUUUGAAGAAAAUAAAGACCAGUGAUGUCAUUUCCACAAUCCAAUUUGAUUCGUUUAAGGACGAAAAGAUUAACUGCCAAUUGGGAGCACCACCAUACUUGCUGCGUCAUAUCUUCAAUCAUGACAGAUUUGUACCUGGAAGCGGUAAACCUCUAUGGAAAUUAUACCUACUGGAUGAUUCGCUAGCCUUUUUCCAUGGUCAAGACUGCUUAUUCGAUGUGUUCUCCACCGCUAACUUCCACAGACUACUCCUCAAAGAGGUAAACUUGUUAUCUAGCAGGCCCCAAAAAUGGAAAAAGUUAGAUUACGUUUUCAAGUUUGGUCCAGAUUCUAUGUCGGAGGUAAAGCAACUUCCAAAAUCGAUUUACGACAACCCUAAAUUGUACAUACCCACGUUAAAUCCAGAUCUUUUCAACCUACAGACACAAUCCUUUUUCAAAUCGAUAUAUGUGAAUACUGUUAAAAAGCCCAUCGAGUUUCUGACCAACACGGAUGUUUCCUUUCUCUCACUUAACUCAAACAUGAAAUACAAUGAUAUCCUGGACAUAAAUUCCAAGCUGUGUGGGAACACCGUCUUUGGUUGUGUUUCGAAUGAGAGAUUCAAGUAUUUGAAUACCAUUAUUAAUCAAGAGGGACUGUGUUUGAAAAGUUUUAUUGUUGGUAUCGCGAUGCUAUGUUUGAAGCCUAUGGUUAAAAAUUUAAGUGGAACUGUGACAUUUUCGAUACCGGUGGAUCUGAGGUCAUUUGUGGACGAGCCAAGAGAUUUUGGGCUUUACUACAAAGAUAUACGAGUUGAAUGCCCCUUAUCUUUGAUUGAUGACGACAAGUCGAAGGACUGCAUGAAGGGUGCGAGCGUGUCUGAAGAAGAUUUCGAUGAGAAAUUGAUGGAAUACCAGUUCAAGAACAUUACUGGUUUUGUUAGAAACCAUUUGGAACAAAGACUGACGCGGUUUUCUAAAACGGGGUUCAACGAUGAUGACAUCAGGAGGAUGAAAUUCGACGACAAAAACACCCUUGGAGGUAGCAGUAAUAAUGGAACGUUUAUUCAAAUCUAUGACACAUCCCUUAUCAAUGUUAACGAAUUUGGGGAACCAAAUAGCUUUAUGAUCAGAGCUUGCAAUCUUACGAAAUCUUUAAACAGCGAGGAGCUGAUGUCCCUCUCUUACACAUACUGUGAAGAAAAUGGGCUGAAUAUAUGUAUACACUAUCCUGAAAACUACAAAAUGGAAUCGUUUGUUGAAUGUUUCCAAAGUUUUUUAGAGGAAGGUAAUUGA